Messenger RNA from Motacilla alba alba, 5518 nucleotides. Its product is annotated as translation initiation factor IF-2-like. The coding region runs from base 91 to 684 and encodes 197 amino acids. The record is from RefSeq and is a predicted model, not a curated record. The transcript has 2 exons. NCBI's taxonomy places the organism in Eukaryota, Metazoa, Chordata, Aves, Passeriformes, Motacillidae.
AAUAACAAAUACUUGUCUCAUCAUAUCUACACACAAAACCACCACAAGCAGGACGACAGGCGUAUAGGAUCAGCGAAGCUCUCUCGGGUUAUGGGGCCAGCCAGCGCCGCCUCCCUCACGCAAUUCCUCAGGGAGAGGAAUUCCCGCCGGCGCGGCCCCACGCCCAUCCCGCGCACCCCGCGCUGCAGCGCCAACGGCGGCCGCCAGGUGGCGGCAGCGCUCCGCGCAGGCGGCCCGGGGGACGCGCGGCAGCGCCGAGCGGGGCGGGCAGGGAGCCGAGCCGGGAACAGGGACCCGAGCCGGGAGCCGAGCCGGGAACAGGGAUCCGAGCCGGGAACAGGGACCCGAGCCGGGAACCGCGACCCGAGCCGGGAGCCGGGAGCCGGGAGCCGACCAGGAACAGGAACCCGAGAGGGGCGGGCAGGGACCCGAGCCGGGAGCCGGGACCCGAGCCGGGAGCCGGGACCCGAGCCGGGAGCCGGGACCCGAGCCGGCAACAGGGACCCGAGCCGGGAACAGGGACCCGAGCCGGAAGCCGAGCCGGGAACAGGGACCCGAGCCAGGAACAGGAAUCCGAGAGGGGCGGGCAGGGACCCGAGCCGGGAACCGGGACGGGGGACCGACAGCUCGGACCCCUCCGAAGGCCUCGUCCCAAGGGGAAUUCACCUCGCAUUUACAGCGUGAAUUGCACCACCUCCCGCCUCGCGGUGAGCACUCGGCUGCACCGGCGGGAGAGGUUUGCCCCUGGCUGCUCAUGCCCCCCGGCUACGUGUGUCGUUGGCUUCGGGGGAAAAUGACCCUGCUUCGCUGCUGGAAACUAUCUCUGUAAACAGAAGUAUUUUCAGCUGCAUCAUCCUGCUGUCAUUCACGUCUUUCAGCAUCUCUAUAUGUCCUGAUAUCAACCACGUAUUAAUACAGUAUCUUGCCGUGAGAAUAUAGGGGGAGUUGAGUGUGUGUGUGUGUGUGUGUGUGUUUCGAGGUGGCAAGUCAGUGGGUGUAUUUCCUUCUUAAAAGAAAACAUUAUACACUAGAGGAAAUAAAUAUAACCUCUACAUAACCUCUCCAACUGUUUCGUGAGAAAUUGUAGUUUCCUUAAAUAUACACUCUGGUUGCACCCACCUUUAUUUAGGAAAAGAGGGUCUUUUCUCAAGAAUACUAGAGGGUAGAAAAAGUAAUUAAAUUCAAAAGUAAGUCGAAAAUGAGCUAAAUCCCCUAUUUGAUUUCCCAGUGAGAAACAACAUCAAAGUAUCCUAAGAUAUUUGACCAGAUGGUGGAUUUUGUAGAUGAGAAAGGAAGUAUAUCCACAUUAUCUGAUCUUGAGAAGACAAACAUAUUUCAGAGUCCUUGCAGGAUGACAGCUACUGUUCAGAGAAUGGCCUUGUAUCUUGGAAAUACCCACUGCAACUACUCCCAUCUAGUCAUGAAACUCACUGUGAAUCUCUGUGUUGUGCUGGCACAGCUCUGCAGCCACAGGUUUUCCUGAGAGCCCAGAGCACACAGUUUCACCCAAAAGAGUGAGUGAGAAGGAGAAAAGGAACAGAAGCAUGCUUGAGCACCAGCUGACCCCAAAUCCAAGCCUAACUCCAAACUACCUCCAUGCUCCACCCCUGCUAUUGGCAAAGAGACAAACAUCAUCCCUGCUCUAGCAUUUGCUAAAAGCUGUUCUCUCCUUUUCAGCAUGCAUGCUUUUGCUCAUUCCAUGGGCAUUAUAUGCCUCCUAUUUUCCCUGCCCUCAACAUUAACUGCAAUCCAGACAUCCACUUAUACCAAGGAACUAUCACUUCUAAAACUUGAUAUUCACAAGAUAAUUUUGCUUUUGCUACCCCUGAAACUAACAUUGGGGUUACUGCUUGGUGCAAACAGGAAAAUGUAAGACAAAACAAGAUGAACUUUUCUCAUUUUAAAUCCAGAUUUAAAUCUAUGCCAAAUAAAGAAAUUUAAUUUUGUCUUUCAUUUGUCUUGCACUCCCUCACAGUUUACUGGGACUUUUUUUAUUAAUUUAUUUUUCUGUAUCCCUUGUAGAUUUGUAGAGUCUGUAAAUCUCAAUGUCAUACCUAUAUUGCAGGCCAAAAAAUGCCACUCCAUACACAGAAUUCACACAUAGAACUGACUGUUACUGAUGGUGAUUUUCAGAAAUGAGCAGAGUGAUUAAACCCAUUGCUUUAUUUGACUUAAGUAGUCUAACCUGUCAUCAAUACGUGCCUGAGAAAAAAUUAUUUACUGACUUAGGCCAAGCUUAGCCCCCUACUUUUGCCAACCUUAAAGGCUCUAGGAAAUAACAUAAUUUCUAUUUCUUUUGUAUUUUUUGCCUUACUUAAUAUUUAAUACCAGCCUUAAUCUAUGUUAGAAAUCAGAAAGUCCUACUUGCCUUUCAAAAUUAACAUAAACCAUUACAGUAGGGAGUUACACAACACUGCUCUGGGAAAAUGCAUGUGUAUCUUUCUGAAACAUCAGAAGUGAAGACAGCAAGGGUGUAUCUGGUUAGCAUCCUGCUAACUAAAUUUUUUUUUUUUUUACUGUAAUUAGACAGGAUACAUGAGACAAAGCGAAACGGAAUAUAUCAAGAAAGAAUGCAAGAAAGCAGUACUAAAAUAUUUGAAAAUGCUUGUUUCCAAAUAAACUGUAUCAUGUAUAAUGUAUUAAUUAAGGCUCUUUUUCAGCCAUGAGUUAAAUAUUUAUUUUUACAAAACCUCUUUAUGCAUCCUUGCAGACCGUCUUUACAAAACACCAUAGUGAGUAUAAUGUAAUAUUCUACUGAUGUUAUUAUUCAUCUCCCUAAUCAUUCUCCAAGGCGGUAUACAAAGCAAUGGCACUAGGAAGUCAAAUGAAGUUCAGCAGCAAUGCCUUACCACACAAGCUGCAGGAGUGGCAGAUCAAAGUGCAACAGGAAUUAUUUCUGGGAAAUUACACCAUGACAAAGCUAGUAAUCAGCAAACUGUGAUGCAGCAGAAAGCAAAAUCAGAAUUCAUAGUAAAGGGCUGAAUUCCCAGCUGUUGUCUGAGCAUGUUUUGUAUUUCCUGUUUUCUUUAUUUUUUUCCUCUCUUCUCAUGUAUUUGCUUUUUAUUGUGUUGUGUUGUGUUUUGUUUUCUAAACAUGAGGAUGGCUAAUAGGAAAAUAAGAGUAGAAAUAACCUUUUAGAUUAUCUGGCCUUUUUCCUACAAUUACAGGAAGUGGUGAGUAGAUAUGAAGACCAGAAAACCCUUCACGCUCAUAGAUGCUUCUCUGCACACACUAAAGCAUUUCACACCAUCUAAAACUUUUGAUCCUUUCAACAAGAAUCAGAAGUUCCAAAACUACAGUGAGCUAUGGCAAGAUAGUUCGAGUAACAAACUCAGAAGUCCUAGAAAAAAGCAGCCAGAGCUUCCCCAAGCAGAAAAAGGGCAAACUGUGGUGCAUGCAGUCAGGGAAAACAAAACUGGGUAAAGAACUCAGCAUUAGCAGUGGUUCUGGCACUGAAAAGACAGAGCUGCAACAAUGGCAGCUUCUGUUAGGAGAAAAAAAAAAAAAAACAACCAAAAAAUUAUCCUCCUCAAAAGAAACAGCCUUUCUCAUUAAAAUCAGAAAGCUUUGAAAAUGUACUGAUUUCAAUAGGAGUUCAUACAAAAAUGUGUCUUUCUGGCAAAAUAUCUUAUUGGUCUGAAGAUGCUGCACAGGUCAUCAGGAGAAAGGCCACUAUAUUUGGCAACCAGUGAGAAGUACGUAAUGAUUUUUAAAACUACUUUUGGUAGUGCAAUAAUUAUGAGACACAUAAAUAACUGCACUGUAUAUUGUGUCAUUACUGACAUGUGAGAUGAAACAAAAUGUUUUAAGACAAAAAUCCCACAAUAGUAAUUCAAAACCAAAAAAAUUUUAAAAAUUGCAAAUUCUAAGCACUCAGGCACAGCUGAGCAUGUGUCUGAAGACACGUGUGUGUAGAAAAAAGCAUUUCACAGCUAUCUACAACUAUUUCAAUCUUCCUCACCUGAGACAGCUAUAAAACCAAUUCUCAGCAUGGAGUAAAUAUGGUUAUCUCUGAGGAAUAUACUGUCAGCUGCUGUUCAGGGAAUGCACAUUCAAGAUGAACUUGAUAGGGUACAAUCUGGCUUUCUAAAAGAUUAUAUUUAUAAAAUAACAGAAAUUUUAGUUUCAAUUUAAGACUCAAAUGUAGAUUAUCUCUUGACAGGGAGAACCACAGCAUAAACUGAAUUAUGUUUCUGGUGGCUAAUUACUUGUGUGGCCAACUGCUUUUCUAAUUGAUGAAUUUCAUUGGUAUUUGCAAUUUUCCUCAAGUUCAUGGAAGAGACCCUGUGUUAAAAUCCCAACCAAAAACUCUGAAAAACUUGAGCUGGGCUUGACUUGUAAGUUUGUCCUUAUUUAUGAGGCUCAUCAAUGCACAGCAGAUUAGUGCCCAAUUAUCCUGGAUCAUCUGUCUUUAACACCGUCUUACUUGGUGGUUUGGGCCACAGUGUCCCAACAUGUACCAGACUCUUCAAUAGUCCUGCAUUCCUUUUUGGACUGUUUUCCCUCUUCUCUCUGAACUCAUCUCCAAGCAAAAGUGAAAACCAGUAACAGUUCUGCAAAGAUUCUCUCUUUAUCAUUUCUUUAGUUCUUACUGCCUUAGGAGAUGCAACUCCUGGAAAUACUGCUGAAUAACAUAACUGGCUUUUGCUGUAUUUCUGUAAGUCUCCUUUCUACUCUUUGAGUACAGGAGGUUUUUUAAAGCUGUAUUUUAUAUAGCACCAUGUGAACUUAUUAAGCAAAGUCUGGGAAGUGAUAAAAUUUCUGGUGGACCUCAGAUUCUGGAUAACCUCAUCUGGGGAGAGAUGGUACCCCAGCAGCCCAUGAUGUGGUGAGCAGCCUCAUUCUCUGUCCCUGAACAGAGUUUUCUGAUAUAUCACAUUCUUGCUCACAGUGACGCUCUCUCCACAAAAGCAUAUGAUGAUAAAUGCUCCCCUCAGACAGAAAAAUCACCCUGAUCUUAUCUCAGACUGUUUAUCUUGUUCCCAAUUCAGCCAUGUCAACAAGAACUCUGCGCAUGGAUUGUAGCCUCCUCAUGGCUCAUAGGAGAGGACAACUCUACUGAGCAACUUGAAAGGGAUUGAAUGUUCUGUUUGUUUAGGUUGGGGUUUAUUUUUUGUCUGCUUGGUUGGGUUUUUUGGUUUGGGUUUUAAUUUUUUUGUUUGUUUGUUUGUUUGUUUUUAAUAAUGCAUGCAAGAUAAAGCUCUAUUGUCCCAAGAAAAAGAUAAUAGCCUAGAAAUUAAGAGAACAAGACAGUAGAACAUGACUCACUUUUUUUUUAAGCUUGCCUAAUGAUUUUUUUGAGUGGAAGACUUAAAUGACUUUUCUUCACUGAAGAGUUUCUAACAAAUCCUAGUUGCAAGGACAAAAGCUGGUAAAAUUUCCCUGAUUUUUGGAGAUAACAUCAGACACCAUGCUGUGAAAGAUCUAAUGGUGAAGUGCCUACAUACAGAAAAAUUUACCAGAUUCAAAAUAUUCAUAUACUUAGGAGCAGAUUGGUUGAACUCCAUGGUCAUAAAGG